UUGUUUCGCUUGGCUAUUUAAAUUUUUAUAUUUGCUAAAAAUAAUUUAGUUUAAUUAUUUCAAAUUGACUAUGUUUAAGUGAUGAGUGAUACCGAUACGGACGACACCGAUCUAUUGUUGCUGAUACCACCAAAUUACUAUUCUAAAAUGAUGCCAACCGCAGCUGCAACUGCGGCAGAUGUUGAGGCAGAUGCACUUGCAAUGCCUCCGCCUCCAGUGCCGACGACAGCUGCAUAUCAAUUUUUGAUGCCCAGCAAAAAGACGGAACUGAAUCACAUCAACGCACGCCUGCAAAACAUCGAACUCGAUGACGAGCGUCGCUUCGACGCUCCCUCCGAUCUGUCCACAAUCUCAUCGAGCACUGUGCGCACUGCGCUGGGCAGCAAACAGCAGCGUGAGCUCCAUGGCGUGGUGCACUCUACACCCAAGAAUGGCGUGCGUCGACCCGAGGACAACCUGCUGCAUGAGAUCGAUCAUUAUCUGGAAGAUCAGAAUGCUUGGCAGCCACAACAUCAGCAACAUCACAGCGACGAUUAUUUGCGGAUGCGUGGCUCCUCAGCUCAGGAAUCACAGCCGGCGGCGACUUCUUUGCCCAGCAUACGUUUAGGAGCCUCUGUAACCGAACCCAGACUGAUAAGUCUGAGUGAUCUGUGGGGCAAAAGCAGCAAUAUGGCAGGUACAGUUAUAGCAAAUAAUGCAUCGACUGCAGCGGCAAGCAGUUCAUUGAAGGAGGAGCAGUUGCGACGGCAGCAUCUGGAGAAAAUGGUGCAGAAUCUGCAAACGCAGCUGCUGGAGUAUGAGCAGCGAAUCUCUGUGGCCGUGGAAGUGGAUCGCAGUAAAGAUGCCGCACUGCAGCAGGCGGAACAACAGACGAAGACGCUUAACUUUGAGGUGCAGCAUUUGCGGGACUCCCUGCACAAGCAGGAAGUGGAACGUGGAGAUACUCUGGUGCGUUGUGAUGCUCUGCAGCAUGAGUUGGCGCAGGCCAUGUGUCUGGCUACCAAAUUUCAAGAGCGGACCGAGAAACUUGAGGCGGAGGUGGAGCGCAGCAAGCGACAGGCGAGCGAUGCUUUGCAUGCCCAAGAGCAGCUGGAACUGCAGCUGCAAAGCAGUCGACGAGCCGAGGAAUUGUCGCAUGGCGAGCUAAACAAGCUGCGGGACAGAUUCGCCAAGGUGGAUUAUCAGCAAGAGAAGCUCAAGGCGCGCAUUGAAGAGCUGGAAAAGGAGAGUUCAACAUUACGCCAGCAGAAGGAAAUGCUGCAGGAGUAUCAUCAAAAGCAAAAGACACGUGCUGAUCAGCUCGAGGGACAGCGCAAGUCUCUACAAGAAGCGCUGGCCAAUCUAACUGAGACUGAGACGAAUCUCAAGAAAAAACUCGAUAUACAACAGAAAUCGUUGAAGCAGCAUUAUCAGCAGCAACUGGAAAAUGUUGUGGCCAAGAAGCUACAAGAGUUUCAGCUUCAGCUCGACAAAGUGGAGGAGACUCUAAAGACAGAAGCACGUGAAAGAGAACGUUUAAUAGCUGAGCGCGCUGUGAAGCAGCUGGAGAUGAUAAACGAAAAGAACAAUCAGGAAUUGAAUCUCAUCCAAGAGAAGCACAACGAGGAGGUGGAACUGUAUCGUCUUCAACUGGCAAAUGCUUCUAAGAAGAUUGAAGAACUCGAAUUCAAGCUCAGCGGCUACAAAAACAAGCGUGCGGAUAUUGCGGAAAAGCUGCACGGCGUGAUGGAGGCACAGUGGCAACAGGCUUUGGCUAUUCUUACCUCACCCAAUCAGACAUUUCAGAUUUCGGGAGGUGAAACAGAUAGCGAGUCUCCCGAUUUGAAUAAUGCACGUCACUACGCGGACACGCCAAAGUCGAGCAAAACGCAGCGCAGCAACAAUACGGAAAAGAACAACUUAGAUGUAGUGGGCAAGAAGGAUCCAUCAUCGCCCAUGGACAAGUUGCAGGCAUACAUUGAGCUGUUAUUAAGCAAAUCGCCCAGUGAUUUCGAUAAGCUCGAUCAGAUUCUAGCGCUGACUGCAAAGCAGACCGCCAAACAACAGAAGCGCAAUGCCAGCAACGUGCCAAAGCCGCCGCCCUGGAAAGCCUGACGAAGCCAAAAGAUUGAUGUAUAAGAUUGUAAUUAAUUAGCUGUAGAUGUAGUCACAGAUGUGGCUUCUAUUUUUGUACUUUUGUCUAUGGAAAGUAAAUUGUUUAGUCAUUGUAAAAAA
This is a messenger RNA of Drosophila sulfurigaster albostrigata, 2214 nucleotides long. RefSeq names its product nucleoprotein TPR (gene Cnb). Gene Ontology annotation, cellular component: centriole; centrosome. The record is from RefSeq and is a predicted model, not a curated record. Gene Ontology annotation, biological process: mitotic cytokinetic process; centrosome separation; regulation of cilium assembly. Bases 82 to 2094 code for a protein of 670 amino acids. The transcript has 4 exons. Lineage: Eukaryota; Metazoa; Arthropoda; Insecta; Diptera; Drosophilidae.